This is a messenger RNA of Lycium ferocissimum, 2159 nucleotides long. RefSeq names its product rsm22-cox11 tandem protein 2, mitochondrial. Gene Ontology annotation, cellular component: mitochondrial small ribosomal subunit. Bases 101 to 1609 code for a protein of 502 amino acids. Gene Ontology annotation, biological process: translation. The transcript is spliced from 12 exons. NCBI's taxonomy places the organism in Eukaryota, Viridiplantae, Streptophyta, Magnoliopsida, Solanales, Solanaceae. Gene Ontology annotation, molecular function: S-adenosylmethionine-dependent methyltransferase activity; structural constituent of ribosome. The record is from RefSeq and is a predicted model, not a curated record.
AUUAGUUCUUUAAGCGACGCAACAGCAAUGGAAGAAAGUAACGUUGGUGUAGCAGACCUUAAACCCUCCUAAAAAUCCUCAAUUUUCCGGUGUCAAAGAAAUGGGGUCAAUAGUAACAGAAACCGUUCCAAAGUUCACAGCGGAAGCACUCAAAUCAGCAGCUAAACAAUCUGAACGAUGCCGUAUUGUUCCUAUCCGUCUUCGUAGAGCUAUCAAAAAAUAUCUCAAAGAGCAAGAGGAGCCACAUAUGAAGAGAAAAGUGUUGAGGUUAUCACAAUCAUUCAGCCAAAUAAAGGAAGUGAAUUUGAUGCUUCCAACCUCCACAUCCAAGGAGCUUUUUGAAGAUCCUCUCAAGUCUAUUGAUUGUUCGCAGCGGUGGAAAAUCAAAAGCAACUAUGGUGACAUUGGCCUCAAGUAUUGGGAAGAUGAAACACUUGCCUAUUUGGCGUCCCGUAUGCCUGCUGUUUACUCUGCUCUUUAUAGAGUCCUUAGUGAGGUACGCAGAAGAUUGCCUGGUUUUGCACCUGCCAAGGUGUUGGAUUUUGGGGCUGGGACUGGUUCUGCCUUUUGGGCAGUUAGAGAAGUGUGGCCGCGGUCAUUGAAUAGAAUUAAUUUGGUAGAGCCAUCACAGUCCAUGCAGCGUGCUGGACAGAACCUUAUAAAAGGUCUUAAAAAUUUGCCACUCAUUCAAAGUUAUGGAAGCAUUCAAGCACUCUCUAAGGAUGUCAAAAAGAGUGACAGACAACAUGAUCUUGUGAUUGCUUCAUAUGUACUUGGAGAAAUUCCAUCUCUUAAGGACAGAAUCACGGUUGUACGCCAGCUUUGGGAACUGACAGGAGAUGUUCUGGUCUUGGUAGAACCAGGAACACCACAAGGAUCUAAUAUUAUAUCUCAAAUGCGAUCUCACAUUUUAUGGAUGGAGAAAAGGAGAAGUCGCAAACUAGAAGAUGUAUCUGGCAAAGAAUCUACAGCAUUGACGACACUAAAGAAUGGGGCAUAUAUAGUUGCUCCGUGUCCACAUGACGGACGUUGUCCUCUGGAUAACACUGGAAAAUAUUGUCAUUUUGUUCAACGCUUGCAAAGAACAACAUCUCAACGUGCCUACAAGCGGUCGAAAGGCGAGCCUCUACGUGGCUUUGAAGAUGAAAAGUUUAGCUUUAUCGCUUUUAGACGAGGAGAACGGCCAAGGCAACCUUGGCCACUGGAUGGUAUGAAGUUUGAGACAUUGAAGGAGCAGCAUGCCAGAAGAAAUCCAGAGGAUUUAGAGAUUGACUAUGAGGACCAAUUCAUUUCAGAAGAUGAGGAUGUUCAAGAAGAAGACCCCAUAUCCUAUGAUUCUGAUGCUACGGAAACAGAUGCCAUUACUGACAAUGAUGAAUGGGAGGAAGAAGGUGAAGAAAUGGCCCACGCCGAUCUUGGUGGUGGUUGGGGAAGAAUCAUAUACAGUCCUUUAAGAAGGGGAAAGCGGAUUGAAAUGGACGUUUGUCGAUCAAUGAACAGAGAAGGCACUGAAGGUUCGUUUGACCGGUUUGUUAUUACAAAGAGCAAAAACCCAACAUUGCAUCAUCAAGCACGACGAUCCCUUUGGGGCGACCUAUGGCCCUUCUAAAUUUUGUUUGAAAAAGGGCGCUCAACGAUUUUGAUCUAUCAUUAACAGCACAUCGUGUGUGAUGUAUGAGUUAAGCAUUACACAAGUUCAAAUCCUGCAACAGAGAAAGGCAUGAUAUUCAAGUGGAGAAGGGUUGGAUUGAACUGCGCGUCACUAGUCCUCGGAGAUUUCUUGGUUAUCAAAAAAAAAUACUUUUGUUAGGAAAAUCUUAAAAAGUAAUCUAACUUUCAUGUGUCCGUCAGGUACUGUAAUAAAUGUAUUUUCCAUUCUAUAAAGAAGGGAAGUGAAGUCAGAUGGUUAUUCUGGUAAUGCAGAGGAUAAGAUUGGGCCAAAUGGCUCAAGAAACAAGAAGGGUCAUUUGUGAAACUGAAGUACAGUUACUGUGUACAUGUGAAUUACGUGUUCCUUUUUGUACUGAAUAAGGAAAACUAUGUCAAUGUAAAAAACAGAGAGAAUAGUACGUGAUAUAUCACGUGCUGAGUCCCACAUCGGAGAUUGUGUCAACGCUUUGUUGUAUUGAUUUGUGAUCUGUAAUUUUUUUAUGCUCAUG